AUUUUGCAAUUGUUUUAACCUUCCGACAUUUUCCUGGAUAGACUGAAGAAAAAAGUUGGGAGUGAAAAAGAGGUGAAAAGAGGAGACUUUGACUUCUUCUGAUGAACUUUCUUCUGCACUUCUUCUCAUUAAGCCUCCUUGUUAAAAUAAUUUGAGAUGGCGAUAGGAAACCCAGAAGUAGCAACUAUGGGGAAGGAGAACACUGAAGCCGAGUCCUCUAAUGGAAACGAGUCUCAGUUAAGUUCUGACUUAACGAAGAGUCUUGAUCUGGCUGAAGUGAAGGAAGACGAAAAGGAUAAUAACCAAGAAGAAGAAGAUGGACUGAAAGCUGAGGCUUCAACGAAGAAGAAGAAGAAGAAAAGUAAAAGCAAGAAGAAGAAGAGUUCUCUUCAACAGACUGAUCCUCCUUCAAUUCCUGUUCUUGAGCUCUUCCCUUCUGGAGAUUUUCCUCAAGGUGAAAUCCAACAGUACAAUGAUGAGUAAGUCUAGACUAGAUUUUCUAUAAGGACAUUUUGUUUUGCUAGCUAAGUCUAUGUUGUGAUGUAGUAAUUUGUGGAGAACAACAUCUGAAGAGAAGAGAGAGAUGGAGAGGCUGCAAAAGCCGAUAUAUAACUCUCUUCGCCAAGCAGCGGAAGUUCAUCGUCAAGUUAGGAAGUAUAUGAGAAGUAUAUUGAAGCCUGGAAUGUUGAUGAUUGAUCUCUGUGAGACUUUAGAGAACACUGUUCGUAAGUUGAUAUCAGAGAAUGGUCUUCAAGCUGGUAUCGCCUUUCCUACAGGAUGUUCACUGAAUAAUGUUGCUGCUCAUUGGACACCAAACUCUGGAGAUAAGACUGUCCUUCAGUAUGAUGAUGUGAUGAAGCUGGAUUUUGGAACACAUAUUGAUGGGCACAUUGUUGAUUCUGCUUUUACAGUUGCGUUCAAUCCUAUGUUUGAUCCUCUUUUAGCAGCCUCGCGUGACGCAACAUAUACUGGUAUCAAGGAAGCCGGGGUAGAUGUCCGGCUCUGUGAUGUUGGUGCUGCAGUUCAGGAGGUCAUGGAGUCUUAUGAGGUUGAAAUCAAUGGAAAAGUCUACCAAGUCAAAAGUAUCAGAAACCUGAAUGGGCACAGCAUUGGACGCUAUCAGAUACACGCUGAAAAAUCAGUUCCUAAUGUUAGAGGAGGCGAGCAGACGAAAAUGGAAGAGGGUGAAUUAUAUGCCAUUGAAACUUUUGGAUCAACAGGGAAAGGAUAUGUAAGAGAAGACUUAGAAUGUAGCCAUUACAUGAAAAACUAUGAUGUGGGUCAUGUACCUUUGAGGUUACCAAGGGCAAAACAACUCCUUGCCACUAUUAACAAGAACUUCUCCACGCUAGCCUUCUGCAGACGUUAUUUGGACCGCCUUGGUGAAACAAAAUACUUGAUGGCUUUAAAGAAUCUUUGUGAUUCUGGCAUAAUUGAGCCAUGUCCUCCAGUGUGUGAUGUCAAAGGAAGCUAUAUUUCUCAGUUUGAGCAUACAAUCCUGUUGCGACCAACUUGCAAAGAGAUUAUUUCCAAAGGAGACGAUUAUUGAAAUAGUGAUUUUCACAGAACUUGAAGCAGUUGUUCUUCUUGAGUUUGUAUAAUAGUUUUGGAAGGCUUUUUAAGUCUUGUGCUCAAAUAUUUGUAUGUUCUUCGAAGAUGAUUCUAAGUAUAAGAGCUUAGGGGAUCCUUCAUCAAUUAUAGCUACAUGUUAGCUUAUUUUUUAUUCUGUUAUAGAAUUUUGAUUUUUUUAUAUAUGACACAACACAAGUAACAAAAU
Arabidopsis thaliana (thale cress) is the source of this 1777-nucleotide messenger RNA. It is a transcript of the gene MAP2A, whose product is annotated as methionine aminopeptidase 2A. The record is from RefSeq and is marked reviewed. Gene Ontology annotation, biological process: proteolysis. The transcript has 9 exons. Gene Ontology annotation, molecular function: initiator methionyl aminopeptidase activity; metalloaminopeptidase activity; metal ion binding. The coding region runs from base 584 to 1549 and encodes 321 amino acids. Gene Ontology annotation, cellular component: cytoplasm. NCBI's taxonomy places the organism in Eukaryota, Viridiplantae, Streptophyta, Magnoliopsida, Brassicales, Brassicaceae.